GGAUGUUUACGGCGGCGGCGGUCGGAAGGCGCAGCCGGGCUGCGGGCGGGCGAGGGGCGCCGGACGGGCGAGGGGCGCCGGGGGAGCUGCAGGUCGCGGCCUAGGCAGCCCGAGCUCGCGGGCCGGCCGAGCCCGGAGAGAUAAUCUUCAUCUAACGUGUUCCACGGAUCCAGCUUCUGUCAGCUCCAGGAAUGGUGUACACACGGCAGCCUUUCUAGUGUUGGAAGAAAAUCCCGCUGUAGGAGUUCUAGUUUUCACGCGUUGCCCGCGUGCGAUCCGGAGGAUGGGAGGUGCGGUGAGCGCCGGUGAGGACAACGACGAGCUGGUGGACAACCUGAAGGAAGCGCAGUACAUCCGGACCGCGCCGGUCGAGCAGGCUUUCCGGGCUAUCGAUCGCGCGGACUAUUACCUUGACGAGUUUAAAGAAAACGCUUACAAAGACUUGGCGUGGAAGCACGGCAACAUCCACCUCUCGGCUCCGUGCAUCUAUUCAGAAGUGAUGGAGGCCCUGGACCUGCAGCCGGGCCUCUCCUUCUUGAACCUGGGCAGCGGCACGGGCUACCUCAGCUCCAUGGUGGGGCUCAUUCUCGGUCCUUUUGGUGUGAACCACGGGGUUGAACUCCAUUCGGAUGUAAUAGAAUAUGCAAAGCAGAAGCUGGACUUCUUCAUUAGAACCAGCGACAGCUUUGACAAAUUUGACUUCUGUGAACCUUCCUUUGUUACUGGCAAUUGCCUGGAGAUUUCUCCAGAUUGUUCUCAGUACGAUCGUGUGUACUGUGGGGCUGGUGUGCAGAAAGAGCAUGAAGAGUACAUGAAGAGUCUUCUCAAAGUAGGGGGCAUCCUUGUCAUGCCACUGGAAGAGAAGUUGACUAAGAUAACGCGAACUGGCCCUUCUGCUUGGGAGACUAAAAAGAUUCUGGCAGUUUCUUUUGCUCCUCUGGUCCAGCCCUGUCAUUCGGAGUCUGGAAAAUCAAGACUUGUCCAGUUACCGCCGCUGGCCGUGCGGAGCCUCCAGGACCUGGCUCGAAUUGCCAUCCGUGGGGCCAUCAAAAAGGUCAUCCGUCAGGAGACCGCGAGCGGCAGCGGAAACGGACUGAAGACCACUCCCCGGGCCAAGAGGCGGAGAGUGCGCCGCCGUCGCAUGGAGACGAUUGUCUUUUUGGACAAGGAGGUAUUUGCCAGUCGGAUCUCCAGCCCCUCCGACGACACCAGCUGUGAGGACUUGGAAGAGGAGCAGCGGCGGGAGGACAGAGCCCCGCCGGAGGCGAAGCCGGCCCCGCCGGUGAACUUCCUGCGCGAGAAGGUCCUGAGCCUCCCUCUGCCAGACCCCCUGAAAUACUACCUGCUCUAUUACCGGGAGAAGUAAGUCUGUGGGCACCGGAUGAGGUGCAGCCCGAGGCCGCCCUCCCACCCCCACCCGGGCCCUCACGGGGUCACCGGGCACACGCCGUGGGGAAGGAGAGUGCGGUCCUCUCCACGUUUCUGUGUUCAGUUUGUUCUUGGGUUUCCUCUAGAAUUCCAUUCGCUGGUAUCAUUUCAGUAAACGUAGUCUUUUGACAAGCAAAGUGCAUAGGGGAAUGUUUUCUCAAAAGGGAGAGAAUCUCCAGGAGAAGCGUGUUUGCUUUCUGCUCUGGUGAAACUCUGACAUCUGCACGCAGAGACCCAGCCGAGACACACAAGUGUGCGCUGCCCGUGAAGCAGGGCAGUUGAAAUUAACCCACGUUGCUCCUAAAAUGUGUAAAAGAAAGCACAAGUUUGCAAGUGUGUAACCUCUUUCCCAGAUGUGAGGCACCUGUGUCCAAGUUGGAACUUGACGGUACCAGCCUGUUGAGCACCGGCGCUGACCUCCGCUAACCUUUUCGUUUUCUGGAGGGGACCGUUAUUGAAAAGCUCUCCCUUACUUUAAAUAAAUGUGAUUAAAUCUGA
This is a messenger RNA of Mustela lutreola (European mink), 1926 nucleotides long. It is a transcript of the gene PCMTD2, whose product is annotated as protein-L-isoaspartate (D-aspartate) O-methyltransferase domain containing 2. Bases 284 to 1366 code for a protein of 360 amino acids. Lineage: Eukaryota; Metazoa; Chordata; Mammalia; Carnivora; Mustelidae. The transcript has 7 exons. Gene Ontology annotation, cellular component: cytoplasm. Gene Ontology annotation, molecular function: protein-L-isoaspartate (D-aspartate) O-methyltransferase activity. Gene Ontology annotation, biological process: protein modification process. The record is from RefSeq and is a predicted model, not a curated record.